AUGUCUCUUCACUAUCUCCCCCCCGUCAAGCCUUCGGCGAUUGCCCUCGGCACCAUUUUCAACCAUACAACUGAGCUUGCCGUCUUGACUCCUCUCUUUGGCCAGACUUACCAGCGCGCCAAGGCUGCUAACAGCAAGGAGGAGUUCAUCCGUUCUAAGGAGGCCAACUCAGCUGCCGUCGCUUGGGGCACUUCCCUCGUCGGUUCCGCUCUGCAGUCUUAUGGUGUCGGUGCCCUCAUUAACGCCACUGGUACCCUGUCUUACAAGGGUGCUGCCUACCUCGGCGGCCUGAUCUUCUUCGCUACCUCUGCUCCCGGUUACAUCUCCCAAGUCUUUGCUGAGAAGCGUCCCAUUGACACCGUCGGCGUCAGCGUCCUCGCCAAGCUUGUUGAGACUGUUGGUCUCUCUGUCUUCCUUACCUGGUGGGGUACCCGCACCAACCCCUUCGACUAA
This is a messenger RNA of Colletotrichum truncatum, 453 nucleotides long. RefSeq lists its product as uncharacterized. NCBI's taxonomy places the organism in Eukaryota, Fungi, Ascomycota, Sordariomycetes, Glomerellales, Glomerellaceae. The record is from RefSeq and is a predicted model, not a curated record.